UCUUCCUUUUCAACAUGUCGGUGUACGGGCCAGUGGUGAAAAUUCACCCGGUGGUUCUCGCCUCCAUCGGCGACUCUUAUGAGCGGAGAAAUGAAGGGGCAAGUCGUGUGAUUGGAACCUUGUUAGGUACUAUUGACAAGCACUCUGUUGAGGUAACCAACUGCUUCUCUGUCCCCCACAAUGAGUCUGAAGACGAGGUUGCUGUGGACAUGGAGUUUGCUAAGAACAUGUAUGAGCUCCAUAAAAGGGUGUCACCCAGUGAGGUCAUCAUUGGAUGGUACGCUACAGGCUUUGACAUCACAGAACACUCUGUGCUGAUUCAUGAGUAUUACAGCCGUGAGGCCACCAACCCCAUUCACCUCACUGUGGACACGGCCCUGCAGAGUGGAAAAAUGAACAUUCGUGCCUAUGUCAGUGCUCAAUUGGGUGUGCCUGGAAAGACAGUUGGAGUGAUGUUCACCCCCCUGAGUGUCAAAUAUAUCUAUUAUGACACAGAGCGGAUAGGCGUGGACCUUCUCCAGAGGACACGUUUAGCUCCCAAUCGCGCCAAAGGCCUGACCUCUGACCUGUCACAGGUGGCCAGCUCUGCAUCCAGGGUACAGGACAUGCUGGCAACAGUGCUUUCAUACAUUGAGGAUGUGCUAUCUGGCAAGGUAACGGCAGACAACAGUGUGGGCCGCUUCCUGAUGGACCUGGUUAACAAGGUGCCCACCAUCUCAGCUGAGGACUUUGAAACCAUGCUCAAUUCUAACAUCAAUGACUUGUUGAUGGUGACCUAUUUGUCCAAUCUCACCCAAGCUCAGAUUGCCCUGAAUGAGAAGCUAGUGCUGCUCUGAGAGCUUGGGUUUUCUUUGGCGUGAUUAUUUAAUUUUUGUAUUUUUUUUUUUUGACUGAGAAGAAUAAAGAUGCCAUACAGUCACUAAUUAAUUUGUCAUUUUAGGUUCAAUCAAUGAUUAUUUCUCAAGCAUCCCAUGACCCCGAUUGGGAUAAGCAGCUUGGAUAAUGGAUGGAUGGAAUAGUUAUUUGUAAAUGGAAAUAGUUUGCCUUCUCCAUAAAGAUGAUUUACAUCACAGAAAUUUGUUCAGGGGGUCAUAAAAGGUUAAUGUAAUCUGUUUUAAUGACUUCAUGAUGACAUUGAUGCACUGGGUAUCUUAUAUUGUGUCAUUGUCCUUAUGCUACAGUAACUAAAUUUGCUAUAAUGGGUAGCUGUGACAUCUGAUUUAGGAGGAAGACAAUGCUAAGUAAUAGUAUGGUUUGCAUAGGUUACUGUUCACAUGAUUAUGACCUUUUGUGACAAUUAUGACUCAAAACAGUAAGGCAGAAAAUGUCAAGUUGUCUAAAAUUAUACUUUAAUAUUUAAGGUGACUUUAACAUGAGUCUCUUGAUAAAUACACAUUAAAUCAGGAUAAAGGUUUAAAAGCUUUGUGACAGGCUAUGCCUUGCCUGGGAGAACUAAAAUUAGUGCAAAACUGGGCAUGACAAAAGUCAUGUACAUUAGAGCCUGUCAAUGACUUGGAGUACAAUCAGCAAUUAUGAAUCUGCGUUGACAAUGAAGGCAGCUUGUAUUGCUGAGUGAACUGAAUAUAUCCCCACACUGAUCAGGGUU
This is a messenger RNA of Lampris incognitus (smalleye Pacific opah), 1606 nucleotides long. RefSeq names its product eukaryotic translation initiation factor 3, subunit F (gene eif3f). Lineage: Eukaryota; Metazoa; Chordata; Actinopteri; Lampriformes; Lampridae. The record is from RefSeq and is a predicted model, not a curated record. Gene Ontology annotation, cellular component: eukaryotic translation initiation factor 3 complex, eIF3m. Gene Ontology annotation, molecular function: translation initiation factor activity; translation initiation factor binding; metallopeptidase activity. Gene Ontology annotation, biological process: translational initiation. The transcript is spliced from 8 exons. The coding region runs from base 15 to 836 and encodes 273 amino acids.